Camellia sinensis is the source of this 1182-nucleotide messenger RNA. Its product is annotated as putative WRKY transcription factor 70. Gene Ontology annotation, biological process: regulation of DNA-templated transcription. NCBI's taxonomy places the organism in Eukaryota, Viridiplantae, Streptophyta, Magnoliopsida, Ericales, Theaceae. Gene Ontology annotation, molecular function: DNA-binding transcription factor activity; transcription cis-regulatory region binding. The record is from RefSeq and is a predicted model, not a curated record. Gene Ontology annotation, cellular component: nucleus.
UUAUCUUCUCUCACCUGUUUAUCAUUACAUAUUAAAAAGCCUACCCAUUUCUUUACACAGAUAGAGAUCAAGAGAGUGAGGGCGAGCUAUGAAGCACACAUUGCAGCAGUCCUCUCCCACAUGGCCUGAAAAGUUAUCUUGUGAUCGGAAAAAGGCCAUUCAAGAGUUAAUUCAAGGCCGUGAAUUAGCAAAUCAGCUCAGACUCAUUCUCCGCAACCCCUUCUCUCACCACGAUGAAUCGGCCGCUGCCGGAGAUCUCCUCGUCAAAAUCUUAGGAUCCUUCACGGACACUAUUUCCAUAUUGAAUCGUACCCAUGAGGUUUCUGCUCAAAUUCAGGCGAAUUCGCCUCCUUCGGAUGCUCGCAAGUUCGAAGAUUCCGACGACAGCAGCAAGACUUCGGGGUUGAAAGACCGCCGAGGCUGUUACAAGAGAAGAAAGACAUCGCAGACAUGGACAAAAACUACCCCUGCUUUAAUUGACGAUGGCCAUGCAUGGAGAAAGUAUGGACAAAAAGUUAUCCUCAAUGCCAAGCACCCACGGAACUACUUCAGGUGCACACACAAGUUUGAUCAGGGAUGUCAAGCCACCAAACAGGUCCAAAAAACCGAAGACGAUCCGGAGAUGUAUCGGACCACAUACCACGGCCACCAUACUUGCAGAAAUCUUCUCAAAUCUCCUCCUCACUUCAUCUUCGAUUCUACUCCUAAUAAUGACUCUUCUUCACUUUUCCUCAGCUUUGGUUCAAACAACAAAUCGCAUGAACCAUUUUCCCCAAACAAUAAUUUUCCCAUGAUGAAGCAGGAGUGCAAGGAAGAUGAUCACAAGCCAACUACUUUAUUUGGCCAGUACAACCAAUCAUCGUCGUCCGAUUAUCUUCUGUCACCUGAUCUCACAACAUUCGAGUCAUCCGGGCCCAUGACGGUGUCUGAUCAUGAUCGUGAUCAUGGGGAUGUCAUCUCAUGUACGGCUAGCCCUAAUAGUCAUGGCGGCUUGGACACGGAUGAUUUCAUUGUAGGAGCUGUUGAUUUUGAUGAUGCAUGUCUUCGCAUUUUGAAUUUUGAUUAGUGCCACUACUAUAGUAUUAAUUAGCAUUUUUUUUUUUCUGGUUGUGUGCUAGGUUUGAUGUAAAAAAUUAAAAAAAGAAGUUAGUUCUAUUUUAGUUUCUUAAUUAAGACUUUCAA